AUGACCACCUACGCAUUGCAAACGAAGACAAUGCUCCAUCCAGUUUCUGAUACGUCUGCCCAGCUACUUCGACUUGCCGCCAACCGCGACGAACCCAAGGCCCAGUUGCCCUCGAAACGAAAGAGAGACUCACUUUGUGGUCUCGGAACGUUUACCGAACCCUUUACAAUUAGACCGCACGUUGGAUCGUUCUACACAAGCCCUGCAACCUUCAGACCUGUACGGGUGAUCGCGCGUUCCCAACUAUCUCUCAAAUUCCUCGACACGUCUCCCGACGAUGACUUCGCCCCACACAGCCUUUUCACUGCCCAGAUACAUGUCCUGGAGGAAGCAGACUUGCGGAGUCAAGGGGGAAGGGCCCCGAAGAUUCUUAUUGCACGCUGCGAAACGAAGAGAACGCUAUACGCGAUAGAGCGGGUACAAUUGUGUGUCUACAGCAUUUGCAGGCUGGCAAGUUGGCUUAGGGAGAAAGAUGUCGCAGAACUAUGGGAUCCUGCCAAUAUACGUUCUCUACCAGCAAAUCCCAAACCAGACGCAGAAACAACCACGCAGGGGGGAUGGUGGCGACAUGCUGUAGUUGAGACCCAGGCUGUAGAAUCACUCACGAAACGAGCGAGAAUGACUAUGCUGCGACCGAAGUCAGUGCCGAAGAUGAUCACAAAUCAAUCGCAUCAACCCGGAGAGGCUUUACGUGACCAAUACGCCGCCGGUCUAGACACUGUACCUACAGAGUUUCCGCUUGAGCCUCUGGUGGGAUUGGCAUCACCGCACGAGCAGCUUGCUUCGCUGGUCCACCAAUACCUCGAUGCUGUAUACAUGUCGAAAACUUCCUUGGCAUACUUCGCAAAAGGGCCUAUUACGCGAACACGGAACGCCUUUACCUCGACAGAAGAGGGUGCCCCCACUACUCAUGAACUGGUCGCAUUUUUGAGGACAAUGCUACUUAGUCCGAAAGCUAGCGAGAAGAAAUAUCAUGACAAGCUACCAUCGCUGAUCAAAGCGAUACCACCAGGAAGUUAUUCGGAUGAUGAAGUCGUUACAGGUGCUGGUAAAACAAACAAGUCAAAGAAGAAGAUGAAGCUUAGCCGGAAUGGCGUAUAUCCCCAAGAAGAAGCAUUUAUCAAAAAGUGGUGGCAAUCAGAGCUACCUAAUGGGGACAGUAUGGCUACUGAGACUAUGGAACAACGCAUUAAGCGGCGAAUUGGCGAUCUACGGGUCCGCGAAACGCUUGCUCAGCUCAUUCUUAUGCUUGAGAUUGUCGCACUCGAGGCUCUGUCCACAUACAAACCACCUUCCGAUGACACACAGAACCAGGAAGAGCAGAAGACGAUGAAGAAGCGCAAGAAGAAGCUUGACGAUAUCAAUCUGCAGCUUGAUUUACUAUUGGACAAGCUUUGUAUAUGGCACGCUACCGAGGAAAUGGGUAUUCUAGAUUUUGAUUCGAGACAGAAUGACGGUGCCGAUGCAAAUGGUCGGAGUGAUUCCAACGACCGACUGCACAGCUUCUGUGUCGAAGUUAUAAUACCGUUCUACAUCAACCGACUUCCAGAGCAGGCGCUCAUAGUCAAUAAGAAGCUCGGUGGACCAACCCAUAGCCAGUCGUCCAAACGGAAGGCCAUGAAGCCACCCCUCACCUCACGCAAUUCUGGGGAUUCGAAAGAGCCUGAGAUAAAGAAACCUCGACGCUCACUAGCCAGGGUAGCCACGGACAACACAGGGAGGACGAUUGAGCGAACAACGCCGUCUUUGAACCGAUCUGCCACCGAUUCCGCCCUGCCAGAGCAUGUCAAACGAGAGGGCAGCGAGGUUUCUCUCUCUUCCAUACCCUUUCGACGUAGUCCUUCCAAGAGCAACAGGCAAUCCAUGUCGCAGAUUCGACAUCUGCAGGGUCGUCAGAUUGAUCUUGCGCAGCCAUCGGCUGCUGCUUCAGCAAAGAUCAAACAGAGACAGCGAGUUGAGGAGGACUUGCAAGAGGCUAUCCUCGCGCUGAAAAAGCCAAAUCGAGGGCUGGCUGCUGGUGGUUAUGCGGUUGAUAAUGAGCAACGGGGUCUUGGAUUAGCCAACAAGUCAAGGAAACCCACGACAACGGUGAGAAAGACGAUCAAAGAUGUUCAGGUCUCGGCUACGCCUCGAGCUGGGCGUAGGACGAAGGACAUUGUCGAGCAGACGCCAAGCCGCCACCAACACAACCCGUUCAUUAGGCUACCCGCAGGGGAAGCACCUGGCUCGAGUGAUUUGUGCAUACCAUCCUCGACUGUACGUCCGCCAGCUUUCAUGGUACCGGCAACGGGCCAUCGCCGUCCGACGGCUCGUGAUGUAGCGCAGUCGACCAUUGCCGAGACACCGUCCAAAGUGCCGGACAGUAGAGUGUUUUCUUCAGAACCUGUUCGACGGAAGAUCUUCGCGACGCCAUCGAAGGCGGCGGCGCCUUCGCCAGACGGAAGGCUGCCUCCACCGCCACAAGUACUGGAAACGCCUGCCAAAAAUUUCGGCAGCUCGCCCCCUGGAAACAGUAACUCUCCACCACGACGUGUUGUUGCGACUCCGUCCAAGUCUGGUUCAGGCUUACCAAAGGGUUUCGCACCUGUUCCUUUUUCUCUGCCUGAUACCCACGAAGCUGAAACGUCAAUUUAUGAUGCAUUAGGGUGGAACGACGACGAUGAUGCUUUUGCAUAG
Molecule: messenger RNA, 2676 nt
Organism: Pyrenophora tritici-repentis Pt-1C-BFP
Lineage: Eukaryota; Fungi; Ascomycota; Dothideomycetes; Pleosporales; Pleosporaceae
Source: RefSeq, a predicted model, not a curated record